GACAGCUAUGGAUGACAGUGUUGUGUGACAGUGAUCGAGUGAUCAUAACCACACAUCCUAUAAUAACAAUUUGUACAAAAACAAUUACUUCUCUGAAUUACUUAAAGAGUAUUAAAUACAUCGUAAAGAUGUCUCAAACACAUAAAAGGACUAUAUAUGUAGGUGGUUUAGCAGAUGAAGUGGACGAAAAGAUAUUGAAGGCAGCUUUUAUUCCUUUUGGAGAUAUUGUAGACGUACAAAUUCCAUUAGAUUACGAAUCGGAGAAACACCGUGGAUUCGCCUUCAUUGAAUUUGAAGCUGCUGAAGAUGCAGCUGCUUCUAUCGAUAACAUGAACGACUCAGAACUUUUUGGUAGAACCAUACGUGUCAACUUGGCAAAGCCACAAAAAAUUAAAGAAGGGUCAACUAGACCUGUCUGGUCUGAAGAUUCAUGGCUGCAAAAACAUGCAGGGGAAACAAUUAAAGAUAGGAUGAUAGAAAAUGACCAAAUGAAUGAAGAGAUUGCUGAAACUACUGUAGAAAAUACCACUUCAAAAAAAGUAAAAAACCCUCAAGUGUAUUUAGACAUUAAAAUUGGGAAAACAGAAAUUGGCCGAAUAACUAUAAUGCUCAGGGAAGAUAUUGUUCCAAAAACUGCAGAAAAUUUUCGUUGUUUGUGUACACAUGAAAAAGGAUAUGGUUUUCAAGGUAGUACAUUUCAUAGAAUAAUUCCAGAUUUUAUGUGUCAGGGUGGCGAUUUUACAAAUAAUAAUGGAACUGGAGGAAAAUCAAUAUAUGGGCAAAAAUUUUCCGAUGAAAAUUUUCAACUAAAACAUACUGGCCCUGGUACAUUAUCUAUGGCUAAUUCAGGCCCUAAUUCAAAUGGCUCACAGUUUUUUAUUUGUACAGCUAAAACUGAUUGGUUAGAUGGAAAACAUGUAGUUUUUGGGCAUGUAAUAAGUGGAAUGGACGUAGUGAAAAGAAUUGAAAAAUGUGGUACAAAGACUGGUAAACCUACCGAUAAAGUAACCAUAUCAGCAUGUGGUGAAAUUCAAUAAAAAACAAAAGUAAUAAUGUACAGCAUGAGGAGAAUAACAUUCAUUAAGAGAAAGUUGUAUAAAUAUUUAAUAAGUAAAAAUUAAUAUGCAUUUGACAUGUACCUUUACUAUAUUUCAGUAACAAUAUAUUUUUAUUUCAAGACAAAA
This is a messenger RNA of Sitophilus oryzae (rice weevil), 1184 nucleotides long. RefSeq names its product peptidyl-prolyl cis-trans isomerase E (gene cyp33). The record is from RefSeq and is a predicted model, not a curated record. Gene Ontology annotation, cellular component: intracellular membrane-bounded organelle. The transcript has a single exon. Gene Ontology annotation, molecular function: RNA binding; peptidyl-prolyl cis-trans isomerase activity. Gene Ontology annotation, biological process: protein peptidyl-prolyl isomerization; protein folding. NCBI's taxonomy places the organism in Eukaryota, Metazoa, Arthropoda, Insecta, Coleoptera, Curculionidae. The coding region runs from base 12 to 1037 and encodes 341 amino acids.